AUGGAAAGCAAUGAUGGCAGUAAAGUUCUUAAAGUAAGAAGAAAUAAAACCAAAAUAGAGAAGCCAGUGGCAUGCUAUUAUUGUAGAGCUAGGGUCUCACCAGAGUGGAGAAGCAGUUUGGUAGAAAUUGAUGGUGUUUUAAAAAAAGUAGCUGCAUUAUGUGAGGUUAAUGUUUGUACAAAUACUAAUCCUUCUACUUUGUCUAUUCUUAGACUUGAACUUAAAAAUGGGCAUAACAACAGAAGACCACAAUCCAUUCUGUCAGGCAGCGAUUCAUAUUAUGAUUCUAUGAUUGAUGUUUCAAUUGAAUGA
This is a messenger RNA of Dictyostelium purpureum, 312 nucleotides long. RefSeq lists its product as uncharacterized. The coding region runs from base 1 to 312 and encodes 103 amino acids. The record is from RefSeq and is a predicted model, not a curated record. Lineage: Eukaryota; Evosea; Eumycetozoa; Dictyosteliales; Dictyosteliaceae. The transcript is spliced from 2 exons.